Molecule: messenger RNA, 1077 nt
Organism: Ostreococcus lucimarinus CCE9901
Lineage: Eukaryota; Viridiplantae; Chlorophyta; Mamiellophyceae; Mamiellales; Bathycoccaceae
Exons: 1
Coding region: 1-1077 (358 amino acids)
Biological process (GO): ribosomal large subunit assembly; rRNA processing
Cellular component (GO): preribosome, large subunit precursor
Source: RefSeq, a predicted model, not a curated record
AUGACCGAGCGAGAGCUCGUCGCCGGCGGUGAAGGCGAAACUGGUGAAGAGUCGACGAUCGCUUUACAGCUCGAACACACUUCUCUAGGUGGAGCAGGUGAAGUUGUGCACGAGCUCACGCCGGAAGACGUCGAACUCGCGCGCAUCGAGGCUGAGCAAAGUCUUACGCAAUGGCGUGAAAAGUCAGCCAAAGAGCGGGGCAACGAGGCCAACGCGCAAAACUUGUGGCGGAAGUUGGAGCAGCUCACCACCGCGCUUUCGGCUGAACUUGCAGAGAAACUUCGACUGAUUCUCGAGCCAACGCUUGCAAGUCGACUUCAAGGGGAUUACAAAACCGGCAAGCGACUAAACAUGCGGAAGAUUAUUCCUUACAUUGCCAGCGAUUUCAGAAAGGACAAAAUUUGGCUCAGACGUUCGAGACCUUCGGCUCGCAAGUAUCAAGUGAUGCUUGCCAUCGAUGACUCGCGAUCUAUGGCAGAAAACCACUGCGGCCACAUCGCUCUUGAGUCAAUGGUUCUCCUGGCGCGCGCCAUGGCUCGUUUAGAGGUCGGAGAGAUCGGUGUCGUAGGCUUCGGCGCCGGGGCCAACGCGGUGCGCACGCUGCAUCCGCUCGGCGCGCCGUUUACCGACCAAGAGGGCCCAUCGCUCGUGAGCAAGCUGUCGUUCGCGGAAGACAACACCUUGGCCGAUCGACCAAUGGUUCAACUCCUCGAAACCAUGGCUGCGCGACUGAGCGUCGCGCGAGAACAAAUUCGCGGCGGCGGCACGAAGCUCCAGCAGCUCGUGCUCAUCAUCGCCGACGGUCGAUUUCACGAAAAGGAAGCCUUGCGAAGGUGCAUGCGAGAAGUUGGUGCGCAGCGCGGGUUACUCGUCGCGUUCAUCGUGCUCGAUAAUCCCCAAAACAGUCUACUGAACAUGCAAAGUGUGUCAUUCACGGGAGGCAAACCGGUGAUGAAAAAGUAUUUGGACUCGUUUCCGUUUCCAUUCUACGUCCUCGUGCAAGACGUGUCGCAGCUCCCGGCGACGAUAAGCGAUUUGUUGCGACAGUGGUUCGAAAUGGCGACGAGUCACGAUUAA